Molecule: messenger RNA, 447 nt
Organism: Strongylocentrotus purpuratus (purple sea urchin)
Lineage: Eukaryota; Metazoa; Echinodermata; Echinoidea; Camarodonta; Strongylocentrotidae
Product: mutS protein homolog 5-like
Exons: 5
Coding region: 1-447 (148 amino acids)
Source: RefSeq, a predicted model, not a curated record
AUGUCGUGGUUGAGUGGAUACGUCACUGGACUGCAGAUCACAAGGUCUGCGAUCUACCUGAGUGUAAUGUGGCAUGAUGGGACAUUGGGCGUCGCUUACUACAGCACGGAGACAGCUGAGAUCUAUAUCAUGAAUGAUACCAUGGAGACAAACAACUAUUCACUGCUCAAGAAAGUCUGCCAUCAGCUGCAGCCCUGCUGCGUCAUAGCGAGCUCUAAGGCCGACGAGAGACUCCUCCUCAUGCUGCGGGAUCUGGGUGGAGUUGACUCGUGCUUUGGUGCUAGUGAGGUCUUGCCUGAGGAUACUGGCAACCAACGAAUUGAUGUGCAGCUUCUCCCAAGCUUAGAUUUCUUCCCAGGUAUGCUGCCUCCUCAAGAUGCCGCCCAUUCCACCGCAGAGACUCCGGGUUCUGAUGCUGCAAGAACACCUUCAAGUGGCAGCGCAUGA